This is a messenger RNA of Thunnus maccoyii (southern bluefin tuna), 2565 nucleotides long. RefSeq names its product tetraspanin 18b (gene tspan18b). The record is from RefSeq and is a predicted model, not a curated record. The transcript has 11 exons. The coding region runs from base 962 to 1738 and encodes 258 amino acids. Gene Ontology annotation, cellular component: membrane. NCBI's taxonomy places the organism in Eukaryota, Metazoa, Chordata, Actinopteri, Scombriformes, Scombridae.
GCAGGGAGUUCAGCCACGCUUGGCCUGUCACCGCAAGACAGCGUAGGGUUGGGGGAGGAGAGAGAGUCAGCACACUUACUGUACAUAGAGAUGGAGCAAGAGCAAAAAUGGUCCAGUCACUCCUUGUUUCCAUCUUUACACUCUCCAUUUACUCUCACCCAAUAGCGGUGCCUCAAGUGUGUGUUUUUGUUCACUGCUUGGUUAAACCCAGACCCAGCAGAUGUUUCUGUUGUGUGGUAUUCCUGAAAGAAGAAAUGGAUAAAAUAUCUUGCCAGAUUGACAUACAUCUCUCCCCCAGUUUCCCCUCCCACUCGUCCUCCCUUGCUCUCUCUCUCAUAUCCUCGGGCUCCUGUCACUGACUGAGCUACAGCAGGUAGACAUCCGUAAUUAUUAAGGUGGUGGAAAGCCUCACACUAGAUUGCCUACAGGUGUUUUUUAAUGCAGAGGAAUGCACACAGAAACAGAAGAAAAGUGAAAAUGAAACAGUGCAGAAAGCAUUAAAUAUACUUCUAUACUGUUCUAAAAGCUUUCUAAUUUCAGAUUCAGCAUAUCUGAUUUUCUACUUUACGCCUCUUCCAACAGAUUUGUCCAAUUACUCCUCUAAACAGUGUUGGGGGCUUGUUGCUAGGUUACAGCCAGGGCAUCCAGGAGAUGAGUCUUGCCCGUCUACACCCCGUUUCACAAUUUGAUCCUGGUCCUGGAGUAGUGGAGGGGGGCAGGAAGCCAUGACGAAUGGCACAUUUCCCCUGAGCACUGUCUGAUGCCCCCUGACAGAUUGAGGCUGCAAGAUAACGCAGGAGUGAUAAACCGGAGGCGUGUAUGUCGGAGGGAGAGUCUCCGCCCUCCGGAGCAGAGCAGCCCACUGGAUGAGCCGCUCAGCUUUCACCCAUGAAAACAGGAGAGGAGCGAAAACCAAGAGAAGUCAUCAACUUCACCUGAACAAAGACACAAGCAGAUACACAUGGGGCAGGGAGAGGCUUCAGCACGGGGGACGACCAUGGAGGGUGACUGUCUCAGCUGCAUCAAGUACCUCAUGUUUGUCUUCAAUUUCCUCAUCUUUUUGGGGGGUUCUUUCCUCCUAGGAGUGGGAGUAUGGGUACUGGUGGACCCCACAGGGUUCAGGGAAAUUGUAGCAGCCAACCCCCUGCUAUUCACUGGUGUCUACAUCAUCCUGGGCAUGGGAGGCAUGCUCUUCCUUCUGGGCUUCCUGGGAUGCUGUGGAGCCAUCCGCGAAAACAAGUGUCUGCUCCUCUUCUUCUUCAUGCUCAUCCUCCUCAUCUUCUUAGCAGAGCUGGCUGCUGCCAUCCUCGCCUUCAUAUUCCGGGAGCAUCUGACCAGAGAGUACUUCACCAAGGAGCUGAAGAGACAUUAUCAAGGCUACAACAACACUGAUGUGUUCACCUCCACAUGGAAUGCCAUCAUGACUACAUUUGACUGCUGUGGGGUGAACAGCCCAGAGGAUUUUAAGGACAGCCUGUUCAGGAUGAUCAAUCAAAAUCAUAUGGUGCCAGAAGCCUGCUGCCAGCGUGCCAGUCAGACCGGGGAGUUGGCCGAUAUCAGCCAGGAGCAGUGCUUAUCGGGCAGUAUGAUGUUCCGCAAUAACAAGGGCUGCUACUCUGCAGUAGUUGAUUACUUUGAACUGUACAUCUAUGUGGCUGGAGCGCUGGCCAUUGUGGUGCUGACCAUCGAGCUCUUUGCUAUGGUCUUUGCAAUGUGUCUCUUCAGGGGGAUCCAGUAGAGCUGCUCCAUCUGUGAACUUUACAAAAAAAAAGGGAAUUCAGGAGAAAAGAACAAAAUGAACACUUGAUGUAAAUUUGUUGAUCUCUUUUUCUAUUGGCUAAUUGGUAGAAAAACUAACUCUCAAACGCUUGUACUUCACAGCUGGACUUUUGAGGUACUGGGUGGCAAAAAAAAAACAAACACACAUACAUACACACAAACCAUAGAAAAAGUGGGAGAUCAGAAACAAAACUGAUGUAAAAAAGAUUUGUGUGUAAGGUGGAAACACUAAUUUGUGGACCAGGUCUAGCACAGACUGGGUGUAAAGUGGACCGGGCAUGAGGACCAGGUGAUGCCUGAGCAGAAGGCACUGCACUGACUUUUGGAUGAAGAAUAUUUAUAUUAAGUAAAGUUGGCUUAACUGUAAAAAAUGUGUUUUAUGUACACUUUGGCUGUUACCCUUUCAUACUGUAUACUGUAACACACUCCCUCCUUCCACAUGCCUUUUUACAGCCACUCUUCUUUAAUGCUGUAUUAUAUAAGCUCUGUGUGUGUGUGUGUGUGUGUGUGUGUGUGUGUGUGUGUGUGUGUGUGUGUGUGUGUGUGUGUACAUACUGGAUGCUCUUUUUGAAUGUGUAUGAACUAGUUUGUGAGCAUGUGAGCUCAUUUGUGGCUCUUCAUGACCCCUCCCAAGCUUGAAAGCCAACCUCUGAUCCUUUUUUCUAUUUGUAUGGUGAUGUUUAUUGCAGUAGUGAGUCAUAUGUGGUUUUAGGUGGUGAAAUGUAUGUGUAUGCAUUUGUAUUAGAUUCUUGAAAAGUCAAUGACAUAAAUGGCAUUCUAAAUGAC